Messenger RNA from Aspergillus niger, 642 nucleotides. RefSeq lists its product as uncharacterized. The record is from RefSeq and is a predicted model, not a curated record. Gene Ontology annotation, biological process: cell redox homeostasis; cellular response to oxidative stress. Gene Ontology annotation, cellular component: cytoplasm. The coding region runs from base 1 to 642 and encodes 213 amino acids. NCBI's taxonomy places the organism in Eukaryota, Fungi, Ascomycota, Eurotiomycetes, Eurotiales, Aspergillaceae. The transcript is spliced from 2 exons. Gene Ontology annotation, molecular function: thioredoxin peroxidase activity.
AUGGUUGAACUACGAAAGCGCAAGGCGCCAGCACAAGCCCCUGCGCCAGAGCGAAAGGUCAAGAAAGUUCAGAAAUCCACGAUAUCUCGAGAACCGGAUGUCCCUAAGGGCAGUUCCAACGAUAAGGCUCCAAAAGUUGGCGACAAACUAGACUUGGACAACUUUGGUGGUGAUAUUGAGACUAACGAUGGCCAAAAAACCACGCUGAAAGAUCUUGUCGAUGCUAGUAAAGCCGGUGUCGUGCUGUUCACGUACCCCAGAGCUUCAACCCCAGGCUGUACCAAACAGGCCUGUUUGUUUCGUGACAACUAUGACUCUAUCACGGAGAGUGGCCUAUCGAUCUACGGCCUUUCAGCGGACUCGCCGAAGGCAAAUACCACGUUCAAGGCUAAACAAAGGUUGCCAUACCCUCUUCUCUGCAAUCCUACCGCUACAUUGAUAGCAGCUCUUGGACUCAAAAAGUCGCCAAAAGGCACAAUUAGAGGAGUCUUUGCUAUCGAUAAACAUGGCAAAGUCUUGAUAAUACAGGCUGGAGGCCCUGAUGCAACGCUUGACGCUGCACGAAAACUGGUUGCAGAAUUGAAGGAACAAAGUUCUAAAGACGAAACCCGGCACGCGAGUCCACCAGCUAAGGCUGAAUAG